ACCUCCAAAAACAGAUUUAAUUCAAUACAUAUUUACAUAUUUACAAAAGAAAUGGUCUUAGUAGAACACACAGCAUAGCAUGCUACAGCAAGUAUGCUAAUUAGUUUACUUUCACCCCCUCUCGCGGACAUCACGAGUGCUGCAUGCUGUUCACCAGGUGGCCGCUUUCCGCAUCAUGCUGACGUCACUACCCGGAAGUGUGAGGUUUUUGUUUUGUUUUGGUGCUUGACUUUUUAGUUGGACUAGCAGGCUGACAUGCGGCGGGUCGGGACAGGGACGAGGACCAGAACCAAAGCCGAACAUUGAAUAAAUGGGGCAAGACCGACCGGUGAUGGAAGAUGACGCUUCAAUACAUGACACAUGCAAAAGGCCGACUUUCACCGACGACAAGGUGAAAGCUUUCAGCGACCUGCCGACAGGAAGCAGCAAAGUUGAGGUGUCGCUGCGAAAUCUGGACCGAAGACGUGCCAGCAGAGGAAAGUUAUCUCAUGACGAGGAACAAAAGAAAGAAGAAGAACAAGACAGCGAUGCGGAGGACAACAACAAUAACAACUGCAACGGGGCGCCCAGGGGGGCGGGCAUUGUGGAGCUUCUCAGGGGGAGUUUGCUGGCUUGGACGUCUCCCCUUGACUGCACAAGCCCGGGCGGUCGGAUGCAGGGAGACUCCGAGGUUGACAAAGCCGCUGUUUGCGUCGACAAAAGCGGCCACGAAGGCGAGAAGGACCCGCGUGGCAAGCCGGGAGAAGCUGGGAUAGAAAACGAGGCUAUCCCUGUCGUUUUAACCUCUUCGGACACCAGAGGAGUUGAUAUAGUUUCACUUUUAGAUACUCAGCGUCUGAAACGCGACACAAAUCAGACUACUGUAAGCCUGGACGCCACUUCUAGCGGCAAAGAGCAUGUUUAUUGCACUGUCUACUGCAUCGCUGACGACAGCGACCUGGAUGACACUGCUCGUUUCAAGCACCGCGAUGACACUGUAACAACUCAAGAUGAUCGCCACACUACCAGUUCUGAGAACGACUUGGUCCUGUACACUACCGAAGACCUAGUGGACCCCUUGGGGGAGGCAGACCUCCAACGCCGGCUUACAGCACUGCAGACAGGUGCCCGUGCAGCCGAAGUGCAGCGGUGCCGGGUGUGCCUGGAGGAGAAAACAAUCGCACCCUUGCCGUGCUGCAGGAAGCUGGUGUGUGAUGAAUGUUUGACUCUGUACGUCGGCUCCCAGGUGCGAGUGGCCAAGGCUUCCAUCCGCUGUCCCAUCUCGGAGUGCAGCGGCCUGCUGGAGGACACCCUGGUGGUGUCCCACCUGGCCAGCGAGGACGUGCUCAGGUAUCGCUACUUCCUGGAACUGAGUCAGCUGGACUCCAGCACCAAGCCCUGCCCACGCUGCAGCCACUUCACCUCGCUGACCGGGCCCAGCCCCGGGCGCUCGGAGCACAAGUACAAGAUCCAGUGCAGCAACUGCCAGUUUGUGUGGUGCUUCAAGUGCCACGCGCCCUGGCACCACGGCAUCAAAUGCCGCGACUACCGCAAGGGGGACACUCUGCUGAAAAGCUGGGCGAGCGUCAUCGAGCGCGGCCAAAGGAACGCCCAGAAGUGUCCCAAGUGCAAGAUCCACAUCCAGCGCACAGAGGGAUGUGAUCACAUGAUCUGUACGCAGUGCAACACUAACUUCUGUUACCGCUGUGGAGAGCGAUACCGUCAACUCAGGUUUUUCGGGGAUCACACGUCCAACCUCAGCGUGUUUGGCUGCAAAUUCCGAUAUCUGCCCGAUAAGCCCCAUCUGAGGCGGCUAAUAAGAGGCUCCAUCUGUGGCUUGAAGGUGCUGGUAGCGCCGGUGGUCAUUUCACUGGUCCUGGUUUUUGGAGCGCUGGCGCUGGUCAUAGGUGUGAUCGGUUUCCCCAUCUACUACGUGUGCAAGAGGAGGAAGAAGCAGCGCUUGAUGGGAUCCGUUCGGUGGGUCUGAUGUCGGCCGCGCAGAAGGAGCAUCUCCUCAGGGACACGUCGCACCCACGCUACCCGGACCACUGCUCGCAAUUAAGUCAUUUUUUACUUGUCCUCAUGACAGGAAGUUGCAGUUUUGCACAAAAAAAAAAAUUUAAUCCACGCUUGACAUCUAUCGGAUCACGUUGGAUGAGUUUGGAUGGUUUGUUUGCACCUGCACACCUGAUUGAUUGACGUUGGGAUGAGGUGGGAGUGUGUUGACACGGCAGGAAGCGAACGCACUGAUAAGCACUGGUGGACACAAGAUUGGAUAAAAUGGAGAAUUUUGCAAAAACACACAUUAAUGCUGAUGAAUAAUUCAUGCCACAUUUUUAAAUAUCUGCAAGCUUUUUGUGCUUACAUUGGAAAGUGAUGAUACUAGAAGUUUCCAUGAGGAUUGGAGUGCAAAUAUUAAGGAUGCAGUGUGUGUGUGUGUGUGUGUGUGUGCCCUGAGUGCCCACACAGUGCAUGUCAGCAUGUGCAUCAUCAGAAAAACAAAACCAGACAGUCAGCUUGUUGCACCGUGCCAAAACAAUCCUGCCUGAACAUUGCAGGCUCAAUCAAUCUACACUUUUUUUUUGGAAUCACGGCUCAGAUGGGAUUUCCAUGUCAGGAUUUUUUUCUUAUUGCCAAAGAAAACGCUGGAUGUUUAGGUACUUCGCUACCAAAUAACAACCCUUGCCACUGGCUGAUGACAGCAUUGUCCUUGUAAGAUGAAAACCAACCUCUGCUAUAUUUAGAUCCACAGGUGUGGAUGAUGGAGGAAAUGCAAUACCAUUCCACCUUUAUGGAUAUAUGACUUCCUUACAGAGAAAGCAAACUGUUAGAAUAAAUAUGAGGGCCACAAUGAAAAGAAACAAAUCAUUUUGUGUGCACUUGCUUAAUAUUCACAGAAAAAAUUGUAAGCUAAAACACCUUUUAGGUUUUUGGUGCAGAAUAUGAAAGAAUCUUGAAAUUAUUAUGAGGCAAAAACGUUCAAAUGAAGUCACCAGAAUAACGUUACAAAAUGGUACAAUAAAGAAAACAAAUGGGGACAUUGAAAGAAAGUUGUAAUGUUGCAAACAAAAAAAGUUAUGUUAUGAAAUUGUUGUGACAUUACAGUGGAGUUGGAAUGUUAAAGCAACGUAUGCAAUAAUUUAGUCAUAAUGUUACGAAAAAGGCUGUAUUGUUACGAGAACAGAGGAGUGGUAAUAUUACUAGAGUAAAGCCGUAAUACCAAAUAUUGUUGUAAUGUUAUGAAAACUGUCAAUCUGGAAUACUGUCGUGAUGCUCCAAACAUAAGUGGUGAUGUUACGAGAAUACGGUUAAUGGACAUUUUGCGGUUAACAUGUCUAAAGAAUAAAGUCGGGAUUUUAUUAGAAACAGCGAGUAACAUUUGAAUGAAGUUGUUGGUGUUGCGAGACAAAAAGUCGUAAUACUACGAAAAAAAAGGUUUGGGUGCCACAACAAUAGAGUCGUAAUUUAACGAAAAAAGUUGGUAAGAUUGCAAUAGGGUUGUUGGUGUCGCGAGACAAAAAGUCGUAAUGCUACGAGAAAAAAGGUUCGGGUGCCACAACAAUAGAGUCGUAAUUUAACGAAAAAAGUUGGUAACAUUGCAAUAGGGUUGUUGGUGUCGCGAGACAAAAAGUCGUAAUGCUACGAGAAAAAAUGUUCGGGUGCCACAAGAAUAGUCGUAAUUUAACGAAAAAAGUUGGUAACAUUGCAAUAGGGUUGUUGGUGUCGCGAGACAAAAAGUCGUAAUACUACGAGAAAAAAGGUUCGGGUGCCACAAGAAUAGAGUCGUAAUUUAACGGAAAAAAGUUGGUAACAUUGCAAUAGGGUUAUUGGUGUCGCGAGACAAAAAGUCGUAAUACUACGAGAAAAAAUGUUCGGGUGCCACAACAAUAGAAUCGGAAUUUUACAAAAAAAGUUGAUAACAUUGGAAUAGAGUUGUUGGUGUCGCGAGACAAAAAGUCGUCAAAAAGUUACGAGAAAAGAUGCGGUUGUGUGUGUCACAAAGGUAAAGUCGUAACUUUACGGCUUUAAGUUGAUAACAUUGGAUUAAAGUUGUGAUGUUACUACGACAGCCACGUUACGAAAAAAAAAGCAAUCAUGCCGCGAGAAUUAAGGCAGAAUAGUACAAAUAAAAAUGUUACAAGAAUAACAUCGUCCGUCGGUUUAGUUUAUUAUUGAUUGUUUAUAAGUGAUGACUUUUCACAAAAUAUUCAAUUUUGUUGUGUUAAUAUUUUUUUCCGCCAAUGUGACUCUAUCAGAAGGAUGUUUUGUCAGAAUAUGUUCGGUGUCACGUGACUGUUUCAGGCCAAUCAACGUAAAGGUUGCUAAUUUGUAUUGGCUGGCUGUUAUACUUGACUUUUUUUUAACACAUCACGUUUGAAAUGUGCCUUAUAACUGCUAACAACAAAGCAAUGUAUCACACCUGUUGAUCAUGUGCUGUCAAUGGAAAGACUAUUAUUAUUACUGUAUUAUUAUUAUUAUUAGAUACGGGGUAAUAAUGUUAAUAGUACACACUUCACAGGGUAAAUAUUAUGUACAACAUUCAGUUGUGCUCUCAGAUAUCUAUCCAGUAACACCACCCAGGGUCUCAGCUGCAUCCCAAAUGUGUAUAAUUGUUCUUUUGCACAUAUUGACCUACCCAUGGCGGGAAAGGAGACAUUUCCAAGUACAGUACUGUAGAUGAAUGUAAAUAUAUACACUAGAUUGUGGUCACGAGGAUACUGCACCGUGUACGCAUUCUUCUUCAUAUUUAGGGGACUGCUCACUCCGUCUAAUGAAGUUUAUUUAAAAUGUGGCUGGAGAAAGAAUAAAGUGAAGUU
Messenger RNA from Doryrhamphus excisus (bluestripe pipefish), 4796 nucleotides. RefSeq names its product ring finger protein 217 (gene rnf217). NCBI's taxonomy places the organism in Eukaryota, Metazoa, Chordata, Actinopteri, Syngnathiformes, Syngnathidae. Gene Ontology annotation, molecular function: zinc ion binding; ubiquitin-protein transferase activity. Gene Ontology annotation, biological process: protein ubiquitination. The record is from RefSeq and is a predicted model, not a curated record.